Paecilomyces variotii is the source of this 2326-nucleotide messenger RNA. Its product is annotated as putative urea active transporter. The transcript has 12 exons. The coding region runs from base 130 to 2235 and encodes 701 amino acids. The record is from RefSeq and is a predicted model, not a curated record. Gene Ontology annotation, molecular function: urea transmembrane transporter activity. Lineage: Eukaryota; Fungi; Ascomycota; Eurotiomycetes; Eurotiales; Thermoascaceae. Gene Ontology annotation, biological process: urea transmembrane transport. Gene Ontology annotation, cellular component: plasma membrane.
GAAGUAGUUCAUAAGAAGAUGCGAUGUUCGCGACGCGGUGUCGUAGUUGUGUUGUAAGUGCCAUACUCGAUCCAUGGUGAUACUCAAUAGAUCCCUGGUCGCGCAGAACCUCAUUUCCCAGAUAUAGAUAUGUCUGGAGAGAGUCUGGUUCCAUUACCCCAAGGGGCGGGGUAUGGGGUAGUUGUUGGUGUUGGUCUUGCUUUUGGUAUCGGAAUGGUUGGCGUCAAUAAGUUUCUGGAGAAGUUUCUACUUGAAAAGUCGGAUCAUACUGAAAUGUUCAUGGUCGCCAAUCGUAGCGUUGGUACUGGGCUAACAGCUUCCGCUGUUAUAUCCUCAUGGAUGUGGGCUACAGCCAUUAUCUGGACAGCUGCCCAGGGUUACCUCUACGGAAUCGCAGCGCCAUUCUGGUACGCCGCUGGCGUUUCUAUACAGAUUGCUUUGAUGACAGUGCUUGCCAUCCACGCUAAAGUCAAGGUCCCGAACGGCCACACUGUUUUGGAGAUUGUCAGACUCAGAUAUGGGACCCCGGCCCAUGUCAUUUACAUCUUCCUAUGUUUCGUCACCAAUUUACUUUCAGUAACGUCUAUGAUCCUGGGAGCUGCUGGAGUUAUUACCGCAUUGACUGGCAUGCACAUUGUUGCGUCGACCUUUCUUCUGCCUCUUGGAGUCGUGGUGUAUACAGUAUCAGGAGGAUUGAAGGCGACUUUCCUAACUGAUUAUGUCCACACGCUCAUAGUAAUGGUCAUACUCUGCUUUUUGACCGUCAAAACGUUCACAAAUCCAGCCAUUACCGAUUUGAGUUCCUUCUACGAUAUCCUGGUUGCUGCGGAUAAGACUCGUAACAUAGAAGGGAACUAUCAAGGCUCGAUACUUUCAUUCAAGUCCAAGAGCUCGAUUAUAUUUGGACUUGUCCACUCUUUUGGAGAUUUCGCUUUGGUCAUUAUGGACACCAGUUUCUGGCAGAAGGGCUUUGCUGCCGACACCGCUGCUACCAUGCCAGGAUACAUGCUUGGAGGAAUAUCUUAUUUCGCCGUUCCUUGGGCUGUUGGUACUACAGCCGGUCUAGCAGCGAUCGGGCUUGAAAACACUCCCAUCUUCCCAACUUAUCCAAGAAAAAUGACUACCAGCGAGAUCAACGCCGGAUACGUCCUUCCUUACACCGUCAUGGCCAUCGCCGGAAAAGGAGGUGCAUUUUCACUGCUCUUAGUGGUCUUCAUGUGUGUAACGAGUACAACUUCUGCCGAACUGAUAGCUGUCUCGAGCAUAUUCUCGUUCGACGUCUAUCGAACAUACAUCAACCCCAAAGCUCAUGAUAAGCAAGUAAUUCGCGUGUCUCAUUGGUCGGUUAUCGCAUUCGGAAUCUUUGCUUCGGCCUUCGCUACAGCGUUGCAUUACGGCGGUAUCGACCUGAAUUGGAUGGGAUAUUUCCUAGCAACGAUCAUCUGUCCGGGAAUGUUUCCAUUGGCGUUUACGAUUCUCUGGAAGCAACAGUCUGCUGCAGCUGCGACAAUUGCCCCUAUCCUAGGUUUGGCGAGCGGCAUCGCAGUAUGGCUCGGGACAGCAUACGCUUACGCUGGUGAAUUGACCGUCAUGUCGACUGAAGCUCAACUGCCGUGUUUAUGGGGAGCGCUCACAUCCACAUUUUCCUCUGCUAUCUACUCGGUGAUCAUCACAUAUAUCAAACCUCAAAACUUCGACUGGCGCGUCUUCCUCCUUCUCAACGAAGUAAAAGACUCCUACUCGGAAGAUUCUUCCAGCACCGGACCCGAAGCUACGAACCCUAUCGCAGACACGCAGGAUCUGGACAGCGUCCAGCAUCCGUACCCACCGGAAGAACUGAACCGAAUGAAACGCGCUGGUAUCAUCGCGAGCGUUUUCAGCGUCAUCGUAGGUCUAGUCACGUGGGUUGUGUGGCCGUUGCCAUUGUAUAGGGAUUAUAUCUUUACGAAGUCGUUCUUCUCUGGUUGGACGGUUGUUUCGGAAAUAUGGCUCUUCUUCUGCCUGCUCGUUGCGUCUGUUUAUCCCAUCGUUGAUGGAAGGGAUGUUCUGCUGAAAGCGGCAAGGCUCGCGUGGCAGAGUAUUACAGCGAAAGGGGAGGGUCAGUAUCAACCUGAGGAGAGAAAAGGAGCUCAUGAUCAGUCUUCAUCGAGUGGUGUUGACGAUGAAAGGAACGAGAAGGUGCCUGCGGGGGUGGAGGACAAGUCGAAAAACAUAGAUGUAGUCUCUGUUUCAUAAGGGUUGAGAGAGUAUGAGGUUCUCGAUAUACCCACAACAUCUAACGGGUUGUUUAUAGAAUAUGGGGUAUCGUUCAAAGAUAGAAUAGAGC